Molecule: messenger RNA, 1975 nt
Organism: Populus trichocarpa (black cottonwood)
Lineage: Eukaryota; Viridiplantae; Streptophyta; Magnoliopsida; Malpighiales; Salicaceae
Exons: 8
Coding region: 349-1758 (469 amino acids)
Cellular component (GO): plasma membrane
Source: RefSeq, a predicted model, not a curated record
CCACCAACAACCACAGUUACAAUCACAGAGAGGGUUUUCUACUUGAGUGAGCUAGAAAAAGAAGAAGAAAAAGUAUGAUUUAGGGUUUCUCGUAAGAAAAGCUCUCUCCUUUUUUAGCCCAAGUAGAUCCAACACUGAAAAAUAUUUGAUUUUUUUUUGUUUUUUUGUUUUUUCGUUUUUUUCGUUUUUUUUUGCGGGGGGCUUGAAACACUUGAAUUUGUUACAUGGAUUCAACAUGUUAUGGUAUUCUGGCUUGCUGCAUCAUUGUGAGCAAGUUCAGGGUUAUUAUUUAGUGCUGUAGGAUUUCCUUUUUCCAAAAUUCAAUGGUGCCAGAAGGCUAGUGGAAAUAUGGACUGUUUCCAGACUAUUUGUUGUCUAAAGGGCUCACUAGGCCAUCAGUUCUUGUUAUUUAUCGUUUGGUUAUCCAGUUUCCAAGUUGCUGUGGCAUUGCAGACCCUUCUGGAGCCCAGUCAUGUUUCUUCUACAUCUGAGCUAGCAACUCCACCAAAUUUUGGAAUUUUUGGUCCUAUUGAAAUAUCACCUGCCAUUCUCCCACGUAACCCUUAUCCUGAUGAAUCUUUGGCUCCUAUGUACCCAACUUUUCCCACCACGUACAAGCCAAAUUUAACUGGCAAAUGCCCUGUAAAUUUCACCGCUUUGUCAAAUAUCAUAGACAAAACAGCAUCUGAUUGCUCUCAACCCUUGGCAGCUCUUGUAGGAAAUGUAAUAUGCUGUCCGCAGCUUGGCAGUUUGCUCCACAUCUUCCAGGGUUAUUACAGUGUCAACUCUGAUAAGUUGGUUUUGCAGAAUGCAGUUGCUGAUGAUUGUUUUUCAGAUAUCAUUAGUAUACUAGCCAGCAGAGGGGCCAAUAAAACUAUACCUACACUAUGCUCUGUUAAAUCAUUAAAUCUUACUGGUGGGUUGUGUCCAGUAAAGGAUGUUGUCAACUUUGAGAAAAUAGUAAAUACAAGCAAAUUACUGGAAGCCUGCAGUACCGUCGAUCCUCUGAAAGAGUGCUGUAGACCAAUUUGCCAAUCUGCAAUCACUGAAGCUGCUCUUGAGAUGUCUAGGACACAAUUGACAACCAAUGAUAAUGAAGAGUUAGUGAGCGAGCAUAAUCGUAAUGAUCCUCUUAGUGAUUGUAAAGGGGUGGUGUAUUCAUAUCUCUCUAGGAAACUAUCAGCAGAUGCUGCAAAUGCUGCAUUCCGGACAGUAUCUGCCUGCAAAGUUAACAAGGUUUGCCCUUUGAAUUUCACACGGCCUCUAGAAGUUAUCAAAGCAUGUCGAAAUGUAGCUGCUCCCAGUCCCUCCUGCUGUAGCUCAUUAAAUACAUACAUGGCUGGGAUACAAAAUCAAAUGUUAAUUACAAACAAACAGGCCAUAAUUUGUGCAACAGUUUUGGGGUCCAAGCUACGACAAGGUGGGGUCAUGACAAAUGUGUAUGAGCUUUGUGACAUUGACUUAAAAGAUUUUAGCAUCCAAGCAUACAGACAACAAGGGUGUCUACUUCGUAGCUUGCCUCCCGAUGUUAUAUUGGACAAUUCAACAGGGUUCAGCUUUACAUGCGACUUGAAUGACAACAUUGCAGCUCCAUGGCCUUCAUCAUCCUCCAUUUCAACCUUGUCUCUUUGUGCCCCAGAGAUGUCCUUGCCUGCCUUGCCAACAUCACAGAUCAAAAACCCUGGCAAUCGUGGUGGUGAGUUGGAGUUGCUGGUGCCCAUUUUUUCAUUUUUUAUUUUCAGUGCAUUGUUGUACUGAAGAGACUAGUCAAGGGCUUGAACCGGUUUGAAAUAGGUGGUGGUGUCUCUGGAAAUUUAACCUUGUGUGGGAAUUUUACUUGUAUAUUUUGAUGAGUAGCCUUCUUCAUGUAUAGCAGCUUUUCAUUUUUCUUUUGUUUCCAAAUCUAUUUUUGUCUCUAAUUUUGAUGAUUAUUGUUGGAAGACUUCAUAUUUGUAAGGAAAAUUUUCUGUGGGUG